AUGGUAUUGUUUAAGACGUUUAUAGUAUUUCUGGUGAUGUUUGUAGAGUUGGGCCAAACCAAGAGUUUUGGAUAUAAGACAAGUACUGGUUAUUCCCAGAAUGGAGAAGAAGACAAGUUAUUAGUGAAGACAAAUAAAGGAUAUGUUAGGGGUAUAACACUUGACACCAUUACUGGCAAGAAAGUGGACGCCUUCUUAGGGAUACCUUUUGCAAAGCCUCCGGUCGGCAGAAAUCGGUUCAAACAUCCAAAACCGAUCGAUCCGUGGACUAACAUUUUCAACGCUACCGAAAGACCAAAUUCUUGCUAUCAAUUGAAUGACACAACUUUUGGCGACGACUUUCCGGGAACUGUUAUCUGGAAUCCCAACACUAAACUCAGUGAAGAUUGUCUCUAUCUAUCCAUUUGGAGGCCUCGACCCCGGCCUACAAAUGCAGCCGUUUUGGUUUGGAUAUAUGGCGGCUGUUUCUAUAGCGGAUCCAUUUCCUUAGACAUUUAUGACGGAAGAGUAAUGGCAGCCGAACAGAACAUAAUAGUGGUUUCCAUCAACUAUAGGCUCGCGAAUCUCGGUUUCCUCUUCUUUGAAAACUCGCGAACAGAAGCGCCGGGAAAUGCGGGUAUAUUUGAUCAGAUUAUGGCUCUUCAGUGGAUUAAAGACAAUAUUCAUAACUUUGGUGGAAAUCCCGAUAACAUAACACUGUUUGGCGAGAGUGCGGGCGCGACGAGCAUUAGCUUUCACUUGAUAUCGCCGUUGAGCCGACAUCUGUUCAGUCAGGCUAUACUGCAAAGCGGAGCGCCGACCGUCCCCUGGGGUCUCGUCAGUCACCAUGAAUUAACAUUGAGAGGACUGAGACUCGCGGAGGCCGUUGGCUGUCCGCACGACCCCAAGAAUCAGGACGCAGUGGUCGAGUGUCUGCGAGGAGCGGAUCCCUGGGAACUGGUCAGCAAUGAAUCGGGAAAUUUUGGUGUCGUUGAGUUCCCAUUCGUGCCCAUCAUUGACGGCACUUUCCUCGAUGAGCCGCCAGACGUGUCGUUGGCUAACAAAGACUUUAAAAAGACUCGACUCCUAUUGGGCAGCAAUACAGAAGAGGGCACUUACUUUAUUAUCUACUAUUUAACGGAUCUGUUCAAGAGAGUAGAGGACGUUUAUCUCACGCGAGAAGAUUUGAUCAAAUCAGUGAAAGAGCUGAACCCAUAUGUGAAUCGUAUGGGUCAGGAGGCCAUCAUUUUCGAGUACACCGAUUGGCUCAAUCCCGAAGACACCAUUAAAAACAGGGACGCUGUCGACAAAAUGGUUGGCGAUUAUCACUUCACAUGUCAUGUCAAUGAAUUGGCCUCUCGUUACGCGGCCGCCGGUAAUGAUGUGUAUAUGUAUUACUUCACACACCGCACGGCCCAAAGUCCAUGGCCUAAAUGGAUGGGUGCCAUACAUGGAGACGAAAUCAGUUAUGUUUUCGGCGAACCCCUUAACCCUCGCUUCCAGUUUACUCCAGAGGAAAGGAGACUCAGUGAACAAAUGAUGACUUAUUGGGCCAACUUUGCCAAAACAGGCAAUCCGAGUAUAUCAAUGAAUGGCCAGUGGUCUCACACGUAUUGGCCAAUCCAUACGGUUCACGGCAAGGAAUAUCUGACGCUUGCGAUUAACAAUACCGAGAUUGGUCGGGGCCCCCGAGCAAAACAGUGUGCAUUUUGGCAGCAAUACUUGCCUCAACUCAUCAAAGAUAGUAAUUAA
This is a messenger RNA of Medioppia subpectinata, 1731 nucleotides long. The record is from the annotation of a GenBank genome assembly. NCBI's taxonomy places the organism in Eukaryota, Metazoa, Arthropoda, Arachnida, Sarcoptiformes, Oppiidae.